Molecule: messenger RNA, 2104 nt
Organism: Octodon degus (degu)
Lineage: Eukaryota; Metazoa; Chordata; Mammalia; Rodentia; Octodontidae
Gene: Adap1
Product: ArfGAP with dual PH domains 1
Exons: 11
Coding region: 135-1259 (374 amino acids)
Biological process (GO): positive regulation of GTPase activity
Cellular component (GO): plasma membrane; intracellular membrane-bounded organelle
Molecular function (GO): GTPase activator activity; phosphatidylinositol bisphosphate binding
Source: RefSeq, a predicted model, not a curated record
AGCCCAGCGGCGGCAGGAAUGCGGAACCGGCGCGCGGGCUGACCGCCGGGAUGGCGCAGAGGCGACAGCGGCGGGCGGGCUGCGCCGGGCCCUAGCGAGCGCGCACGAGCCCGGGCCGGCUCGGCACCGCGGCCAUGGCCAAGGAGCCGCGCAGGGCGGUGCAAGAGCUGCUGCGGUGGCCGGGGAACACACGCUGCGCCGACUGCGGAGCCCCAGACCCUGACUGGGCAUCCUACACCCUGGGAGUGUUCAUCUGCCUGAGCUGCUCAGGAAUCCACCGAAGCAUCCCUCAGAUCAGCAAGGUGAAGUCAGUCCGCCUGGACGCCUGGGAUGAGGCUCAAGUGGAGUUCAUGGCCUCCCAUGGGAAUGAAGCUGCCAGGGCCACAUUUGAGUCCAAAGUGCCGUCUUUCUACUAUCGGCCCACAUCUUCCGACUGCCAGCUCCUGCGAGAGCAGUGGGUCCGCGCCAAGUACGAGCGGCAGGAGUUCAUCCUCCUUGAGAAGCAAGAACCCUACUCUGCAGGGUACCGUGAAGGCCUUCUCUGGAAGCGAGGCCGGGACAACGGGCAGUUUUUAAGCCGGAAGUUCGUGCUGACAGAGAGAGAAGGGGCCCUGAAGUAUUUUAACAAAAAUGAUGCCAAGGAGCCCAAGGCCAUCAUGAAGAUCGAGCACCUGAAUGCAACCUUCCAGCCAGCCAAAAUCGGCCACCCUCAUGGCCUACAGGUCACCUACCUAAAGGACAACAGCACCCGCAAUAUCUUUGUCUACCACGAGGAUGGGAAGGAGAUGGUGGACUGGUUCAACGCGCUUCGGGCCGCCCGCUUCCACUACCUGCAGGUGGCCUUUCCAGGGGCCAGUGACAUGGACCUGGUGCCGAAGCUGUCCCGAAACUACCUAAAGGAAGGCUACAUGGAGAAGACAGGGCCCAAGCAAACAGAAGGCUUCCGGAAGCGCUGGUUCACCAUGGAUGACCGGAGGCUCAUGUACUUCAAAGACCCCCUGGAUGCCUUCGCCCGAGGGGAGGUCUUCAUUGGCAGCAAGGAAAGCGGCUACACGGUGCUGGAGGGGCUCCCGCCAUCCACCCAGGGCUACCACUGGCCACAUGGCAUCACCAUUGUUACACCCGACCGAAAGUUCCUGUUCACCUGUGAGACGGAGGCUGACCGGAAGGAGUGGGUGGAGGCCUUCCAGAGGGUGGUGGACAGGCCCAUGCUGCCCCAGGAGUAUGCAGUGGAAGCCCACUUCAAGCAUAAGCCCUAGCAAGAGACAUCCAAGGCCUGAGGACGCUGGACUCACAUGACUGGCUGGCAAGGAGGUAGCCAGCUGCCCCAGCCAGCCCCUGCUCCUUGGAACAGGCAAGAAUGGCCAGGUAGGGCCUCAGCUUUGGCUGCUAGGAUGUGAGUCUCUGGAACCUCGUCGUAGGCAACCUCAGCCCCGUCAACGUUGCUGCUGACCAUGCCUGGCCGACCCACACCCCUCCCUGCCCACCCCUAGUGAGGGCGGCUCAACUAACUCCUUGCUCCCAGCCCAGCCAGAGGUUACACCAGGCCUUGGAAUGGGACCUCAGCUGGGCUGCUGGGGAUUAGGGCCUGCCGCAUGCCUCCCCUCCCCACCUCAACAAGUAUUUAUUGAGCACCUGCUGUGUCGGUCACGGGUCCACUGAGGAUGUGUGCACACACAUCCCAGCCCUGGAUUGAGUCCCAGCGCUCCUGGGCACCUGGCCUGGGGCAGGAGGGCCAGGGGCUCAACCAGGGCUACGCCAGGGCAUCUGGUGCCCAGCUUGGUGCUUGGCCUGGCAGGUAACCCAUGCCCACCAGCCCUGGCCUUGUGGUCUUUGAGCCCUUUAGGAUGAUGGCCCCCCAGGGGCAGGGCAACCCUGCAGCCUAGCUCCCCCAGCUGGGCCCUGCUUGCUGCUGGCAGGCCAGUAGUUAAAGCCACCUUGUAUUUAUUUCUCACCUGAUCUCCUUCCGUGCUGCAUCCUGGUCACCCAGGACAGCCAGGGUGGAGCGCACAGCAGGGAAGCACCUGCCCCAGGGAGUUGGGAGGUCUCCUGAGCUGGUGUCCUGUGCCCACGUCACGUCCUAGAAUAAAGUGUGGCUCUGGCA